CACGCACGUGUGUCAUUAAGGGCAAUGGUAAAGACUAGAGCCGGCCCUGGCAGGGAACUCUGCAAGGGGGGCUGUGGACUCUGGGUGCCCCCUUUGCAUUGGGCUGCAGGCAGAAGCCCUCCGAUGCUGGAAGGGCAACUUGGAGAAUUUCCUGCCCCUUGUCUCCCCCCCCUUUUUCAGCUCAUUGCUCCCUCUGGACCAAGCAAAGAGACAAGCGACUCUACAUUUAGGGUUGCCAUUCGCACGCUCUCUUGUGCGGGAGUCGGAAGCUCCUCUGUGACCCACCAGGCCUUGGACGCGUGAGCGGGGCGUUUUCAGGAGCCAGCGGGUUCCUUGGGAUUUCAGUUUAGGGGACACGCCGGUGAAUAACAAGAGGAGCACCCUGGUGGGGUCUCUCCGCUAAAUGUUCUGGGUUGCAAAUCCCUUUGGAAGAAAAAGAAGGCCUCCAUAUUGCAAGGCUGGAUCCGCACGUGCCAGAGCAAAACUAAGCCCAAGACCCCACAUGCAGGUGGCACCUCCAGUAAGGGCAGACUUUGGCAGAAGAGGGAGGAAUCUCUUGGGCCGGGUUGGAGAUACCUUGGAACAGUAAUCCAAGAUGGAAGACCAGGACUCAGCUGGUCCUGAAGCAACAAGAGGUCCAGAUAUCAUCCUUGCUGGCAGUCCUGGGGAAUUCUGGGAAAGAACAGUGCAGAAGAUCCUGGGUAAGGAGGACGCCUUCUGCUCAGAUGUACAGCGCCAGCAUUUCAGGCAGUUCUGCUACCAGGUGACCAAAGGGCCCCGAGAGGCUUGCAGCCGACUCCACAACCUCUGCUGUCGGUGGCUGAAGCCAGAGCACCACAUAAAGAAUGACAUCUUGGACCUGGUGAUCCUGGAGCAGUUCCUGAUCGUUCUCCCAGAAGACAAUGAGAACUGGGUUAGAGAGUGUGAACCACAGACCACUUCCCAGGCGGUGGCCCUGGCCGAAGGUUUCCUCCAGAGCCAGGCAGAGGAGAAGAAGCAGGCAGAGCAGCAGGUCAAGGGUCUGUUUGCACAAGUGGUCACUGAUGCCCUUGAGUCACGGAAGACUCCGUUGGACCCCAGAGAGAGUCCCCUGUCAGGAGAGUGACAGACAUGCCACUUCACUCAGAAUUGGCACCACCCUUCAUUAGGACAGACAGAAAUUGGCAGAAGACGAAAGAGUUCCUUCCUCCUUGGAGCGCAGAUGGAUGAGCAAGGCUCCACUGGCCCUGAAGCAGGAAGAGGCUCUGAUGCCGUCAAGACUGGGAGCAGUGGGGGAUUCUGGGAAAGAGCUGUGAAGAAGGUCCUGGGUGAGGAGGACACCCUCAGCUCAGAUGCGCAGCGCCAGCAGUUCAGGCAUUUCCGUUACAAGGAGGCUGAGGGUCCCCGAGAGGUUUGCAGCCAACUCCACCAUCUCUGCCGUCAGUGGCUGAAGCCAGAGCGGCACACAAAGAAUGAGAUCUUGGACCUGGUGAUCCUGGAGCAGUUCUUGGCUGUCCUUCCACCGGAGAUGGAGAGCUGGGUGAGGGAAUGUGGUGCAGAGACCACUUCCCAGGCGGUAGCCCUGGCCGAAGGUUUCCUCCUAAGCUGGGCAGAGGACAAGAAGCAGGCAGAGCAGCAGGUAAAGCAUCUCUUGGCAGAAAUGGGCACAAAUUUCCUUGAGGCAGAGGGGACUCGAUCGGGCACCGGACAGAGGCCGCUGGGUGAUGGACUGAUGCCAGCAAGAUCUCCUCAGCGGUCUCAUCUUCGCAGUGGAGCGGAAGCAGUUGCUGUGGAAUUGGAUCAGGGUCCAUUGUCCUUUGAGGAUGUGGCUGUGUAUUUUAUGGAUGAGGAGUGGGCCAUGCUGGAUCCUGACCAGAGAGCUCUGCAUAAUGAAGUCAUGGAGGAGAAUUGUGGGAUAGUGGCCUCUCUUGAAGGUAACGACUUGGAAAUCAAGAAUAAGGGAGACCAUAACAAUAUCCACAGAGUUGGGAAACCGUAUAAAUAUUUGGAGUGUGGAGAGAGCUUCAGCCAGAGCUCCCAUCAAAGAACUCACAGCGGGGAGAAACCCUAUCAGUGCUUGGAAUGUGGAAAAAGCUUCACCUGGAAGAAAAAUCUCAGUUCCCAUCAAAGAAUUCACACCGAGGAGAAACCAUAUCAGUGCUUGGAUUGUGGAAAGAGCUUUAAUAGAAGCACAGACUACUGUCGUCAUCAAAGAAUUCACAGUGGAGAGAAGCCAUAUCAAUGUUUGGAAUGUGGAAAGAGCUUCAGCCAGAGUUCCAACCUCACUUCUCAUCAGAGAAUUCACAGUGGGACAAAACCAUAUCAAUGCUUGGAAUGUGGACACAGCUUCACAUCCAAGCGAAGUCUCACUUCCCAUCAAAGAAUUCAUACAGGGGAGAGGCCAUAUCAGUGCUUGGAAUGUGGAAAGAGCUAUAGCUGGAAGGACAGUCUCACUUCCCAUCAAAGAAUUCAUACAGGGGAGAAACCAUACCAAUGCCUGGAAUGUGGAAAGACCUUUCAUAGAAGCACACACUUCCGCCGUCAUCAAAGAAUUCAUAGCGGGGAGAAACCAUACCAAUGCUUGGAAUGUGGAAAGAGCUUUAGCUGGAAGGAAAGUCUUACAUCCCAUCAGAGAAUUCAUACGGGGGAGAAACCAUAUAAAUGCUUAGAAUGUGGGAAAAGCUUUCAUGCAAGCAGGAAUUUUCAUCAUCAUCAAACUAUUUCCAGUGGACAGAAACCUUAUCAGUGUCAGGAGUGUGGAAUGAACUUCGUUCAGAAGAGUGCCAUCAUUUCCCAUCAAUGAAUUCACAGUGGGAAGAGGCCGUAUCAGUGCUUGGAAUGUGGAAUGAGCUUCAGCUUCAGGAAAAGUCUUGCUUCCUGUCAAAGAGUUCAUGUAGGAGAGAAACCAUAAAUGUAGUGGUGGGUGGUGGUCACUGGACCUGGCAGGGUUGCUAGGAGAUAAUGGAGGCGUGCCAAAUGAGGUCACAGAGACAUAGCCAGGUUGUUCCCUGUUGUCGUCCUUUGCAAUGUUACUGUGGACACUUAAGCAUUGCAGUUGUACUACUACCUAGCAACUAACUAAACUGAAAAGUGUCUUACUUUGGUCCAGAAGGAAUCCCUGAUGUCAUUGCUGCUCCUUUGCCAGGAGAGAAGCUGUAGGCUCCGCCUGUCUGGUUUUCUGCCAGUCCUCCUUUGCAAAGAAACCUGGACACUUAAACCUUACAGUAGUAUAGAUAUGUAGCACCUAAGUGUCUUGCCUUGGUUCAGAAUUGCCGUCAGUGUUCAGUGUGGGUUCAUGAGGCAAGCUUAAAUUACUCAGAUGUAAGCCCCACUGAAUUUCAUGGGGAUUAGUCCCUAAUCAGCGUGUAGAGGAUAGCCGCCUGAAUUGCACAGUCUUAAAAGUGCCGCGCAGGACUGUUAAGAAAGGCUCCCAUAAUUUUCUAGACAUUUAGGGAAAGAUUAUCCCCGUUCCCCACUUAAUUCACUUCUUUCCAGAAUGUGGAAUAAGGUGGAAGGCUGUUAAGUUGGCCGGGACCUGGGAGAUCCGGGUUAAAAUCACCACUCAGUGAGGAAGCUCACUGUGUGACCUUGGGCCCGUCACUGUCUCUCAGCCUAACCUAUUUCACAGGGUUGUUGUGAGGAUAACAUUGGGGAAAAGAGAAUCAUGAAUUCGUCCUUGAGCUCUUUGAAGGAAAGCUGAAAUGUAAUACUUAUAAAUAAAGAAUGAUAAUAAUAAAAAG
Messenger RNA from Rhineura floridana, 3719 nucleotides. RefSeq names its product zinc finger protein 3-like. Bases 1202 to 2782 code for a protein of 526 amino acids. Gene Ontology annotation, molecular function: DNA-binding transcription factor activity, RNA polymerase II-specific; RNA polymerase II cis-regulatory region sequence-specific DNA binding. Gene Ontology annotation, biological process: regulation of transcription by RNA polymerase II. The record is from RefSeq and is a predicted model, not a curated record. Lineage: Eukaryota; Metazoa; Chordata; Lepidosauria; Squamata; Rhineuridae. The transcript is spliced from 8 exons.